UGAAAGCCUCUGUAGGAGACCGGAAGCGGAGGCGGUUUGCGAGAACCGUCAUGGCGGUCGUUGGAUACUGAAAGAGGGAAAAGCCGUCCGUCUUUGAGGCGGGGAGGUCGUGCUGGUGAAUCGCUUUCCCCUCGCUUGGGUGGCGCGGGGGAGCUUUCGCUGGUCUCCAGUCGGACCCCGCCCAGAAGCCCAGGACUACAACGCUAAUCGUCCUCCCUCCUAGGGGACCCAUAAGGCUGUGGAUGAUGGGAGAUGCGUCCAUUGUCUUGGUGAGAUGAGUAAAAAACAGACGCAGCCAUGAACUAAAGUGUGCGGCCCUUAUUGUUGGAUGAAUAUCGUAUUUCUCUGUUGCCUGUUAAGCUGGAAAUGUGCUGAAUUCUGAAGAGAAAAGGAGCGCAGCCAUGGACGAGGAGAGCUUGGAAACAGCCAUUCAGACUUACAGCGCUCAGCUGCAGCAGGUGGACUUGGCUUUGGGAGCUGGGCUGGACCCAACGCAACAGGCCGAUCUAAUUCAGCUGCAGGCCGAUUUAAGGCAGCUGAUAGAACUGACUGAAGCCAGCCUCCUGUCUGUGAAAAAAAGCAAACUUUGUUCAGUUUUGAACCCCGAGGCGCUCUCCACGCCUUCCUCCACCCAUCCUCAACCGAGCGGUGGAGAAGCUGGCCGCCCGAACGUUGAUGACGAAUAUGCUGCUUUUAAGGAAGCCAUUGAGCAAAUAGGGGAAGAGGAUGGUCCAUUAAGGACUCAAGAGGACAGAGAUGGGACGGGUGAUGAAGAGGAAGAAGAGGAGGAGGAGGAAGAAGAAGAAGAAGAAAUAGCCAGCGGGAUGAAAGUUAAAGCUCCUUAUUACAGUUCCUGGGGAACCCUGGAGUAUCACAAUGCUAUGAUUGUAGGUAGUGAGUGUUUGGAAGAUGGAGGGCCCGGAGUUAGGGUGCUCUACCUCUACCCAACUCACAAGUCUUUGAAGCCAUGUCCCUUUUUCCUGGAUGACAAAUGUCGAUUUAAGGAGAAUUGUCGGUUUUCCCACGGGCAGGUGGUAUCCAUUGAGGAACUGCAUCCCUUCGAAGAGCCUGACCUCAGUUGUCUAGCUGUGGGGUCAGCCUGCCUGGCAAGACACCAGGAUGGGAUCUGGUACGCUGCUAAAAUCACAGACAUUGACAGCGGUUAUUACACAGUGAAGUUUGACUCGCUGCUCCUGAAGGAAGCGGUGGUGGAAGGGGAUGGCAUAAUCCCUCCGCUCCGUAGCGAGGAGACCUCUUCCUCCUCCUCUGAGUCUGAAGGCGAUGAACUGGAUAGCUCUGCGUACGCUAAAGUCAUUGACGGCAGCAUUCCGGAGAACGGGGAAGGGACAUCCACCUGUCUUUCGUCCUUCGGCAGCUGGGAAGCCCAUACGCGCGGCAUAGGCUCCAAACUUAUGGCCCAGAUGGGUUAUGAGCUUGGAAAAGGCCUGGGCAAAAAUGCAGAGGGUCGGAUCGAGCCAGUAUUAGCCGUCGUGCUCCCCAAGGGGAAAUCGCUGGACCAGUGCGCGGAGAUCUUGCAGAAGAAGAGGGAGGGGAAGCUGGAUCCGUCCAAGCCCAGGAAACGGAGGGCGAAAGGCAAGAACGCGUCACGCGUCCGGCAGCAGACCCCGAAACGCCGAAACGUGUUUGAUUUUCUGAACGAGAAGCUGCAGAGCCAGGAUUCGGGGGGGCAGCCGGGAGGGACGCUCCCCCCGCUGGAGAGGAGCAGCAAAGAGAUCUACCAUGCCAGCAAGACUACCAAGAAGGCCCUCAACGUCCGCCUCUUCCAGACCGUGGAAAAAAUCGAGCAGACUCAGAGGGACAUCCGAGGGAUCCGCGAGGCCUUGGCACGCAACGUCGGGCGGCACACCGUCGCCACCGCGAAGCUGGAAGAGAAGCUCUCUGAAGCCCACAAGAAACUGGGCGAGCUGCGAUCUUUGGAGGCGAGUCUUCAGCAGGAGCAGAAGAAAGCCGACACGCACAAAAAAAUGACCGAGUUCUAGGUUUUUCUCCGUGUUGCGGGGAAAAAAAAAAAAGGAUAGGCUGCAGAGGAGCCUUCCUUUCUUCUGGGUUUCAUUCUCUCCUGUUGGACAAGUGGGCUGGAUUUGAACUGGUAGCUUCAGAGAAAAGCUCCCCCAGAUAUCCACAGCAGAUUCAGGACUGAUUUGAUUAAGGAAGGUUUUCUGUUAUGACAACUGUACGACCUGUGGACUUCAACUCCCAGAAUUCCUGAGCCAGCGUUGCUGGCUCAGGAAUUCUGGGAGUUGAAGUCCACAGGUCCUAGAGUUGCCCGAGUUGCCCACUCCUGUGUUAUGACCUGCCCAUCUCUUUGGUACUUGGUUCCUCCAGGACUUCUCUAUGGUUCCUUGGGGACUGAUGGCCUCUUUUCUCCCCCUCUUAGCGGACAGGAGCACUACUAUGGUGAAUGGAGAAAAAUAAAAUGAGAAAAACUCUUA
This is a messenger RNA of Pantherophis guttatus, 2453 nucleotides long. It is a transcript of the gene ZGPAT, whose product is annotated as zinc finger CCCH-type and G-patch domain containing. Gene Ontology annotation, cellular component: nucleus. Gene Ontology annotation, biological process: negative regulation of transcription by RNA polymerase II. NCBI's taxonomy places the organism in Eukaryota, Metazoa, Chordata, Lepidosauria, Squamata, Colubridae. The record is from RefSeq and is a predicted model, not a curated record. Gene Ontology annotation, molecular function: metal ion binding; RNA polymerase II cis-regulatory region sequence-specific DNA binding; DNA-binding transcription repressor activity, RNA polymerase II-specific.